Molecule: messenger RNA, 1898 nt
Organism: Zea mays
Lineage: Eukaryota; Viridiplantae; Streptophyta; Magnoliopsida; Poales; Poaceae
Product: growth regulator like protein
Source: RefSeq, marked validated
GCCGCGGACACACCUUCCUCCUCCUCCCGUCGCCAUGGACGUCUGCUCCUCCACGAUCUAGCCUGUGGCUAUUGGUUAGCACGCCGGCGCCGGCGCCGGCGACCCUAAAGGGAGCGUUGACGUUGUAUCCCGAGAUUUUAUGCUCUAAGCUUUCGAGCCGCGUCAUGGGAAGGAAGCCUGACGCGGUAGCCAAAUCGUAUCAUUCCGGUGGCGGCGGCGCUGCCGCCUCCUCGCCGAGGGCAGCGAGGAAGGCGUCGCCUUCUCCGGUGUUCCUGGGAACCGCGCUGUUCGUUCUAGGGUUUGUGUCCCUCUUUACGGGACACGUGGUCACCGACGCUGACUGGGCGCGGAUCCGCAGUCGAUGGCGACCUAAACAGCAUAGAAACUACGAACCUAUCGAUAUUUGGGAAUCCAAGUAUUCCAGCAUGUACUACGGAUGCAGCGAGAGAAGCACGGGUUUCAGAUCUGCUGUGCCAGAGAACAGUUCCACUGGUUACUUGUUGAUUGCUACUAGUGGGGGCCUGAAUCAGCAGCGCAUAGGGAUAACAGAUGCUGUUGUAGUUGCCUGGAUUUUGAAUGCCACACUUGUUGUACCUGAGUUAGACCACCACUCGUUCUGGAAAGACGACAGUGACUUCUCUGACAUUUUUGACGUGGAGUGGUUCAUUUCCCACCUAUCGAAGGAUGUAACUAUUGUCAAAAGGAUCCCUUAUGAAGUAAUGUUGUCAAUGGAUAAACUACCAUGGACUAUGCGCGCACCUAGGAAAUCGGUGCCUGAGUUUUAUAUUGAUGAAGUUCUGCCAAUACUCAUGCGAAGGCGAGCUUUGCAAUUAACAAAGUUUGAUUAUAGGCUCACUAGCGAUCUUGAUGAAGAUUUGCAAAAGUUACGUUGCCGAGUAAAUUUUCAUGCUUUAAAAUUUACGAGUUCUAUACACGCCAUGGGUCAGAAACUUGUUCAAAAGCUGAGACUAAUGAACACACGAUAUGUCGCCAUUCAUUUGAGGUUUGAACCUGACAUGCUUGCAUUUUCUGGCUGUUACUACGGUGGCGGUGAAAAAGAAAGAAAGGAAUUGGGUGAAAUUAGGAAACGAUGGGAUACAUUACCUGAGUUGAGUGCUGAAGAUGAACGCAGCAGAGGAAAAUGUCCACUGACUCCUCAUGAAGUCGGGUUAAUGCUCCGAGCUCUUGGUUUUGGCAACGAUACACUUCUGUAUGUUGCUUCUGGAGAAAUAUAUGGUGGAGAUAGUACUCUCCAACCUCUUAGGGGACUCUUCCCAAAUUUCUAUACUAAGGAGAAGCUUGCUGGGGAUGAUUUAAAUCCCUUCCUUCCUUUUUCUUCACGGCUGGCUGCAAUUGACUUCAUUGUUUGUGAUGAGAGUGAUGUCUUUGUUACGAAUAAUAAUGGGAACAUGGCCAAAGUUUUAGCUGGACGGAGGCGAUACAUGGGCCACAAGAGAACUAUUCGCCCAAAUGCAAAGAAACUCAAUGUACUAUUUCAAACACGGAAUCAAUUGAGCUGGGAUACCUUUUCACGGAAGGUACAGAGAGUUCAGAGGGGUCUUAUGGGGGAGCCGGACGAUAUCAGACCAAAACAGGAUGACUUCCAUGAAUUUCCAUCAUCUUGCAUCUGCUCAAGAAAACCUGGGAACAUAUCGGCCACAACAUGAAAACCAACCGGACAGGGCAAAUGCAGCGAGGAUGCUGCUAGUUGGGCACUUACUUUGACAGUAGGGAAACAUAUGCUUACGUUGAAAGAAACACGGUAGAAUUAACAAGGCAAGGAGGGAUGCAUAGUGCAUAUAUGUCAUGGCUCGGUAAGAUGCCACGUCAAGGAGAGUUGCCAACUGGUGAUGUCAUGCCUGUAAAUUAUUGUUCGUACAUGAUUAAUUCUUUAAACA